Molecule: messenger RNA, 642 nt
Organism: Penicillium malachiteum
Lineage: Eukaryota; Fungi; Ascomycota; Eurotiomycetes; Eurotiales; Aspergillaceae
Exons: 2
Coding region: 1-642 (213 amino acids)
Source: RefSeq, a predicted model, not a curated record
AUGUGGCACAAAGCAGUAUCCCUCACCCUCCUCACUUUAACCCUCUCAACAACCGCUAUCCCUCUCCCAUCUCUUAAACACGCAAAAGAAACAUCCCUCACAGAGGCUCAGAUCCUCCAAAUUGCGCCCACAUCAAAUACUUGCGAAAAUCCCCCAGCUGAAGGCGAAUGUGCCACAGCCUCCCAAGCCGCGAAGUUCAUCUCUCAGUCCUUCAAUACUUACGAAGUCUCCUCCAAGGCUGAACAGGCUGCUGUUAUUGGGCUUAUGGCGUUCGAGAGCGAGGAUUUCAAGUAUAAUAAGAAUCAUUUCCCUGGGACCCCCGGCCAAGGAAUAACAGCACGAAACAUGCAAUCUCCCACUUUUAACAAGAAAUACGCAUCCUCCAUCUCAGCCCUAAAGGAUAAACUCGCCGCUGUUGAGAACAGUCCUGCUGAUCUUCUUGAUCUCCUCCGUGAUAACGAGACAUACGAUUUUGGGUCUGGUGCUUGGUUCCUGACUACGCAGUGUUCGGCGGAUAUUCGAACUGCGUUGAAGGCUGGCACUGAGUCUGGGUGGCAGAGGUUUAUUAGUGAGUGUGUUGGGACUGAGGCUUCGAGUGAUAGGAAAGCGUAUUGGCAAAAAGCUGUUAAGGCUUUGGCUUGA